AUGUGGGGGAGAAAAGGAAAACCAGUGAUCCAGGGUGAAUCAACGGGGAACCUGCAGGCGACGUACCCGUUCCAGAUCAUUGCGAUGGAUCACAUACCGUCGCUACCCAGGUCGUACAAGGGAAACACAGAGUUAUUGAUCUGGGUCGAUCUGCUCACAGGAUAUGUGAUCGCGAAAGCCAGCUCGUCCUGA
Phytophthora megakarya is the source of this 192-nucleotide messenger RNA. The record is from the annotation of a GenBank genome assembly. NCBI's taxonomy places the organism in Eukaryota, Oomycota, Peronosporomycetes, Peronosporales, Peronosporaceae.